Messenger RNA from Sesamum indicum (sesame), 3956 nucleotides. RefSeq names its product kinesin-like protein KIN-4A. The record is from RefSeq and is a predicted model, not a curated record. Gene Ontology annotation, biological process: spindle elongation; microtubule-based movement; mitotic spindle organization. Gene Ontology annotation, cellular component: microtubule associated complex. NCBI's taxonomy places the organism in Eukaryota, Viridiplantae, Streptophyta, Magnoliopsida, Lamiales, Pedaliaceae. Gene Ontology annotation, molecular function: microtubule motor activity; microtubule binding; ATP binding.
AGGCGGCUUCUUCUUCUAUUCCCUCAACUACCCUUUAUUACUACCAUACUCUCUCUCUCUCUCUCUUGCAUAUAGUAACAAUAUAGUUGGCUGUCUUCUUAACUUCUCUCUCUCUCUAGUUGCUGCAUCAUUUUCUGGUCCAAGAACUCUCUUUCUGUCUUUCACCCUUCCCCUCCCUCCUGUGAAUUUUUUCUGCUAACUGUUUGUCAAACCACAUUGAGCGCAUUUGGCAUUUUUCUUCCUUGGGUGGGGUUGUUUUUAGCUCUGGUUUUUAUUUCGAGGCCCAAAAGGUGUAUUUCUCACAAUGGAAGCCAACUCCUCCGGGGAGGAUUGUUGCGUCAAAGUGGCAGUUCAUGUGAGGCCUCUGUUGGGAGAUGAGAAGAUUCAGGGCUGUAAGGAUUGUGUCACUAUUGUGUCCGGGAAGCCUCAGGUGCAACUUGGCACCCAUUCAUUUACAUUUGAUCAUGUCUAUGGUAGUACCGGCUCUCCCUCGACUGCCAUGUAUGAAGAGUGUGUUGCACCUCUGGUUGAUGGCUUGUUUCAAGGGUAUAAUGCUACUGUUCUUGCCUAUGGGCAGACAGGGUCAGGGAAAACAUACACCAUGGGUACUAGUCUCAAAGAUGGAUGCCAAACAGGACUAAUUCCUAAAGUUAUGAAUGCUUUAUUCAGCAAGAUUGAAACCCUGAAGCAUGAAAUCGAAUUCCAACUACACGUUUCCUUCAUCGAGAUUCAUAAAGAAGAUGUGAGGGACCUGCUAGAUCCUGAUUCUGCUAACAAACCAGAGAUAGCAAAUGGACAUGCUGGAAAAUUGACCAUCCCUGGGAAACCUCCAAUACAAAUUCGUGAAACAUCAAAUGGUGUAAUUACACUUGCAGGAUCUACGGAGCGCAGUGUUAAAACACUCAAAGAAAUGGCUGAUUGCCUGGAGCAAGGAUCACUAAGCAGGGCAACAGGGAGUACGAACAUGAACAGUCAGUCAAGCCGUUCUCAUGCCAUCUUCACCAUCACGAUGGAGCAGAUGCGUAGGCUUCAUCCAGGUACUUCUAGUGAUGGUAAUCUAAAUGACUGUAUGACUGAAGAGUAUCUAUGUGCCAAGUUGCAUUUGGUGGAUCUUGCUGGAUCAGAGCGUGCGAAGAGAACUGGCUCCGAUGGUCUACGCUUUAAGGAAGGAGUUCACAUUAACAAGGGCCUUCUUGCACUUGGCAAUGUUAUAAGUGCUCUUGGAGAUGAAAAAAAGCGAAAAGAAGGUGUUCACGUGCCAUAUCGGGAUAGUAAACUCACUCGGUUACUUCAGGAUUCUCUUGGUGGAAACAGCAGAACAGUAAUGAUAGCAUGCAUUAGUCCUGCCGAUAUAAAUGCUGAAGAAACUCUUAAUACUCUGAAAUAUGCCAAUCGUGCUCGGAAUAUCCAGAACAAACCUGUUAUAAACAGAGAUCCCAUGUCUAGUGAAAUGCUGAAGAUGCGUCAACAAUUGGAAUAUCUGCAAGCUGAACUUUGUGCCCGUGGCGGAGGAGUUUCAUUUGAUGAAAUACAGGUUCUUAGAGAUAGGAUUGCUUGGCUUGAGGCUACUAAUGAGGAGCUGUGUCGGGAACUUAAUGAGUUUCGCAAGAGAGGCGGUACUAUUGAGCCACAUGAAGUCACUUCGAAAGUGGGCGGAAUUGGUGCAACGAAAAGUGAAGGUCUCAAAAGGGGAUUGCAAAGUAUGGAGUCAUGUGAUUAUCAAAUGAGUGAAAGCAGUGAUUCUGGAGAUAUUGAUGAAGACACCGCGAAGGAGUUGGAGCAUACCUAUUUGCAGAAUAGUAUGGACAAAGAAUUGAAUGAAUUAAAUCGACAGUUGGAGAAGAAAGAGUCAGAGAUGAAACUUUUUGGAGGAUAUGACACAACGGCUCUUAAGCAACACUUUGGAAAGAAGAUCAUGGAACUUGAGGAGGAAAAAAGGACUGUCCAGCGUGAAAGGGAUAAAUUGUUGGCAGAAGUUGAAAACCUUUCUGCAAAUUCUGAUGGACAUGCACAAAAAGUGCAAGACGCUCACUCCCAGAAAUUAAAACUUCUUGAAGCUCAGAUACAAGAUCUUAAGAAGAAAGAAGAGAAUCAGGUUCAACUCUUAAAACAGAAACAAAAGAGUGAUGAAGCAGCCAAAAAGUUACAAGAUGAAAUACAGUGCAUCAAGGCACAAAAGGUUCAACUGCAGCAUAAGAUUAAACAGGAAGCCGAACAAUUCCGACAAUGGAAAGCAUCUCGAGAAAAGGAACUAUUACAGUUAAGGAAGGAGGGGAGAAGAAACGAGUAUGAAAGACAUAAACUGCAAGCAUUGAAUCAGCGUCAAAAAAUGGUUCUUCAGAGGAAGACUGAGGAAGCUGCAAUGGCUACCAAGAGGUUAAAAGAAUUGCUAGAAGCACGGAAAACUACAGCCCGAGAAAACUCUGUGAGUAGCAACGGGAAUGGAGUAAAUGCACAGAGCAAUGAAAAGUCCUUGCAGCGUUGGCUAGAUCAUGAGCUUGAAGUUAUGGUGAAUGUUCAUGAAGUUCGUUUCGAGUAUGAGAAGCAAAGUGAAGUUCGGGCUGCAUUGGCAGAAGAGUUGGCUGUUUUGAGACAGGUUGAUGAAUUUGCUUCCAAGGGUGUUAGCCCUCCUAGAGGGAAGAAUGGCUUAUCGAGGGCAUCUUCAAUGUCACCAAAUGCAAGAAUGGCGAGGAUUGCUUCUCUUGAAAGCAUGCUUAGUAUUUCAUCAAAUUCACUUGUUUCCAUGGCCUCACAGCUUUCAGAAGCAGAAGAACGAGAGCGUAGUGUCAGUAGUCGUGGACGCUGGAACCAGCUUCGCUCUAUGGGGGAUGCAAAAAACCUGCUCCAGUAUAUGUUCAACUAUCUUGGCGAUGCAAGGUGCCAAUUGUGGGAAAAGGAAACUGAGAUCAAAGAGAUGAAAGACCAGAUGAAAGAACUUGUAGGCUUAUUGCGACAAAGUGAAGUCAGAAGGAAGGAAAUCGAAAAGGAGCUAAAACUGAGAGAGCAAGAUGUUGCUACUGGAUUGGCUACACCUCCUUCAGGAAACUCGCACAAACACGUUGCAGAUGAUACUAGUGGCCCUUUAUCUCCAAUUCCAGUACCAGCACAGAAACAACUCAAAUAUACGGCAGGAAUUGCUAAUGGUUCAGUCAGAGAAUCUGCAGUAUUCACGGAUCAAACACGAAAGAUGGUGCCUAUGGGUCAGUUGUCAAUGAAGAAAUUAGCACUUGUUGGACACGGUGGGAAACUGUGGAGAUGGAAGAGGAGUCAUCACCAGUGGCUAUUACAGUUCAAGUGGAAGUGGCAAAAACCUUGGAGACUCUCGGAAUGGAUUAGACACAGUGAUGAAACGAUCAUGAGGGCCAGGCCUCGUCCGCAGGCUCUUCCUGAUGUUAUGUAUAGAAACGGUCACUAGCUAAUAUAUCUCAACCUUGUGCAUUCAUUACCCAUUCCAGCUCCCGACACAUGGCACAGGGAAGUGUAUUUGAAAUAAGUGCAGGUUGAUGUAUAUGUGGCAGUUGGACAACUUUUGCCUAUAGGUUAUAGCUAUAUCGGUAGACAGGAACAUGAGUGAAAUGGUUUUUUCGACCUUGGAAUUUUGUAGUCGUGGUUGCUCAUCGGUUGCAUCUUGUGGAACGGUGCCACUAUGAAUGGGUACUCACUUGCCUGCGUAAUACUGAGGACCACACUUUGAGCUGUGGAAAUUCUGAUGUAACGGAGAUGGUUAUAUUUGUGCAUCUCCUGGUGUACUCCAUUGUUGUAUAUACGUGUCCAAAGUCUUAUCUUAUUUUCAUCAAAUCACUGUAGUGCUUGUGAAAUUCUCCUUUCUUCUUCUGUAAGGGUUUCUUCCUGUUUGAUUUUUUUUGGCUAAUUGGCCUGUUUGUACAUUGUGUGUAAGCACAAUAUUGGUCUUUUUUAAAGGGGUUAUGCAGUGCAGCAUUAGGUUCGGAAAGAUA